UCGAAAACAAUAACACUGAUUUGGCGAAUGUUCACGUUUGGAGUCGAUCCGUUUUUUUUCUCCUCGCACCGUCCGCAAAGAUUUCGUAUGGUUUAUUAGUUUUUACAGCUAUCAUAGCCACUACCGCCGGUUUUCAGACUUAUCGGAUUACCGCCGACCGAACACUUAAGACACUGCGCGACUAACCCUCUAAGGACCGGGCGUCGAUCUUAUGAAAUUAAAACGACAUUCCUACUGACUACGUGCAAAAGGACAUUUAAGUAGAAGUAGUAACAAUUAUAUUAAUAUAAUUAAUAAUUACUAAGUGUUUAAUAUACCUAAAUACAACAAAAUACAAAAGCACUAUGGCGGAUCCGAUAGAGCCGAAAAACAUUGCAGACGACGUGAUCGUCCCAGGGGCACCUGGUGAUAAGAGGAAGAUGUCAUCAGACAUGAGUCCAGAACAGACCAACGUCAUAAAAAAACUAAAAGAGAGCAAAGCGCAACCGGACACGUUGUGCCAGUGUCCCCAAAAGUGUUCAGAACGUGUACCGCAGCGAUCCAAGGAUGAGUUGUUUAAAAUGUUUGUAGAAAUGGACAGCGAAGAUGUACAAAAUAAAUUUUUACAGAAGUUUAUUGAAGCUCGACCUGUUGCCAAUCGAUUGUUUAGUAAAGAGACCACAGCUAAUGGUAAACUAUUAAGAAGAAUUCAUUGCAAGUACAGAAUACCUUCUUUCGUAUCUGAGGAUUUUAUGUCAAAUAUAAAUUGCGACUCUGACAAAGAUGAAGAAUCAGACUUUGAUGAAACAUCUUCGGUGGCGUCUUUGGAUUCCAAAGAAGAGAAUGACAAGUCUUUAGAAAGUGAUUCAACAGAAACAUCAAGAAAGUCAUUAAGUCGUUACAAUUGUGUAGAUGUUUGUCAAAAAGCAUUUCUCAAUCUGUUUGGUUUAUCAGAUAAACGUUUAAAAACUGUUAGAGAAUUAUUGAUAAUUAAAGCUCGUCAAAAGCACAUGAAACGUAUGAUGGAAAAAGAAGAAAAUCAAAUAGAAGUAUCUUUAGCUAAGGAUCUUGCACAGGGUUGUUUGCCAUUGAUGGCACUAUUUAAUAAAGAAGAUAGUAAGAAAGUAUCUGAUCAGUUGAUGACUGCUAUCAGCAAUGAUAUAAAUUUAGUAAAUAACUUCUUUUGCAAUCAGCUAUGGAAACCAGAGUACAUUAACCAAAAGCCAUCUGAAUGAGUAUAAAUUAUUUUUAAAUGUAAUUGAUUGGAUUAUAGUAUUGUUUAAAUCAAUUGCCACGUACUACUUUAAUACAAGUCCAAUUCAAUGUUGUUCUGAAUUCAGGGGAUUAUACUUAAUGUAAAUUUUUAUAUUAUUAUACUAGUUUAUGUCAGUUGACUGGGGUUGUUAAAAUAUGUAUAUUGUCUAACUAUUCUAUGUUUUUAAUUACUUAUUUUGGUAUAAUACCUAAUAAAAUAAGUAAUGUUUUAAGACCUGAUAAUAUAUUUUUUUAAAGUUAAAUGAUUAUAUAUUAUUAUAAUCUAUUAUCGAUGUACAAGAACAAAAUAUAAACAUAAAUACAAAAUUUUAAGUUUUAAGUUUAUUUUAAUGUUUUAUUAUAAUUAUUAUUAUGAUAUAUAUAUAUUUUUAUCUUAUAAGAAACAUAGAAUUAUGAUUGGCUCUUGGUUUAUUUUAUUUUUAUUGUAGUCUUAAAAUGUUAACAAAAAAUAAACCUUAUUAAAUAGUACAAAGCAAAGUAAAUAGGAGACAAAACACUAGCGUUACAUUAAGUUUUUGUUUAACUUAAUAUUUUAUUAUGGUGUCUAAAUUAUGUUAUACAUUACUUGCAGAUGUAUUAUAAAUUUGAAUUAAUAAAGGAUGAUACAUUUGUUCUGUACAUUUAGAAAUUAAGUAAGAAUUUAAUAUUCCUUUUUUAGAUUUUAAGAUUAGUAGCCUCCAUUAAUUUUGUAUGAUUUAAUUUCGUCCGAUUAUGCUUAUAUUAUUGUCAGUAUUUAUUUUAGUUUUUUUUUUUUUUAUAAACCCCUAAUUAUGCAUUUGUAUGACUCCAUUUUUGUUUUAUUUUUUAUAUUGGUACUAUAAUUAUUCUAAGGGAGAUGAUACCAAAUCCACAUUAAUUAUGGUGGUCUUAAUUAUACCAAACACCCAACAACUAUUAAUUGUCAAAUGGGUUACAUCAUUUUAUAUAUUAUAUUAUAUACAUUUUUACUUUUUAACUAUAUUUUUACUAAAACGACUAUUAUUUUUACAUGUAAACUAUAAUUCAAGAUCCAAAUUAGAUUAUAAGAUGUGUUAAUAACUUGUGACGAAUUUAUAAUAGUAAUACAUAGAAACUAUAUUUGAUAAAA
Messenger RNA from Metopolophium dirhodum (rose-grain aphid), 2341 nucleotides. RefSeq lists its product as uncharacterized. NCBI's taxonomy places the organism in Eukaryota, Metazoa, Arthropoda, Insecta, Hemiptera, Aphididae. Bases 345 to 1214 code for a protein of 289 amino acids. The transcript is spliced from 3 exons. The record is from RefSeq and is a predicted model, not a curated record.